CUUUUUCUAGAAUUGAACUUGUUUAGAAAUACCUUUUCUAUUGAUAAUUAUUAUAUAUAUAUAAUUUUGAUAUAUGACACAAACAACUGAUGAUCCCUUGACAGCUGAAAAGGUCGCUCAUUACUUACCUUUCUCUGGUCAUGUCCCCAACAUUCCUGGUAGAAUUAUUAAUGUCACUCACCAAAUUCCAUACAACAUUUUGAAAUCUCAUGAUCAGCGACCUGAUAUCAUUCCUUUAUCACCACCACAAUCACCACCACAAACAACAAGUACUAGCUCUUCUGUCACCGUCACUUGUCCUUCUUAUACUCAUAAGGAAGAACAGAAUACUGUAAGUGGUUUAUCUUCAGCAGCUUUACUAUUACAAAAAAAACAACAAGAAGAUCCUGUUGCUGCUGCACCUGUCUCUAAAUUGGCUAGACAUCAUCAACGAGGUCAUACUCUACGUGUCAAGUUCCAUGCUGCUGAUUGGACUGUUGUACAGCGUCGUGGCCAUGCUGCUCUUUAUGCUGGUGUACAAAGCUUAUCAAAGGAUUAUGAAACAAUUCAUAUUGGUUGGACAGGUCCCAUUCGUGUUAAGGGUACAAAGCAAGAUGUACGUCACAUUUACCAAGACGAUAAGUUGAAAUUGGAAAAGUUAUUGUGGGACACCGAUCGUAUUAUUCCUAUCUUUUUGGACGAAAAAUCACAUGGUCACUACGAAGGGUAUUGCAAGGAAGUACUAUGGCCUCUUUUUCAUUAUAUUGUUUGGGCAAAUGCUACUGACGGUCGAUCUGAAAAGAAAUUCUGGGCAGAUUAUGUUGCUGUCAAUCAACAAUUUGCUGAUACAAUUGUGGCUAAUUAUCGUCCUGGAGAUAUCAUUUGCAUUCAUGAUUACCAUCUUUUACUUGUACCAGAAAUGAUCCGUGCUAAACUCCCGAAUGCCGUCAUUGGUUUGUUUUUCCAUGCCACUAUGCCAAGCUCUGAAAUUUUACGUUGUCUUACAACUCGAAAUGAUAUUCUGCGGGGUAUGUUAGGUAGUACUUUGGUUGGUUUCCAGACAUAUUCUUAUGCUCGUCACUUUAUUUCAUCAUGUACUCGUGUUCUUGGAUGUGAAUCAACUCAAGUCGGUGUUAAUCACAAUGGUCAUCUCGUGGCGGUUGGUGCCUUUCCAAUCGGUAUUGAUUCUGAUCGAGUUCAUUCUUAUUGUCAACAACCUGGAGUUGAACCAAAAAUGGCAGCUAUCCGUGAAAUGUAUGCUGGAAAGAAAAUCAUCAUUGGACGAGAUAAGCUUGACUCAACAAAGGGUGUACUUCAAAAGUUACAUGCAUUUGAACAAUUUUUACAUCGUUAUCCAGAAUGGAAAAACAAGGUGGUCUUGAUUCAAGUGGCAACUCCAACUUAUGGUGACCAUGGGAAAUUGGAAACGAAAAUCUCUGAAGCUGUCAGUCAUAUCAACAGUACUUUUGGUUCUUUGGAAUUUACACCAGUUCAUUAUUAUCAUCAAGAUGUGGAUCGUGAAGAAUAUUACGCUUUAUUGUCAGUAGCGGAUGUGGGAUUAAUUACUUGUAUUCGUGAUGGAAUGAAUACAACUUCAUUUGAAUUUAUUAUUUGUCAACACAAGACUCAUAGUCCCUUGAUUCUCUCUGAAUUUGCUGGUACCGCAGGUUCUCUCAGUGCUGCUAUGUUGGUCAAUCCUUGGGAUUAUGCUGGUGUGGCCAAAGCUAUCAAUGAUGCAUUACUUAUGUCACCUGAAGAUAAGUUGACUAGACAUAAACAACUUUAUCAACAUGUUACUAGCCAUACUGCAUCCUUCUGGGCUCACUCUUUUGUUACACAAUUGGUCAGUAUUAGUGAACAACAAUCACUUCAAUCACAUGCUACGCCUGCUCUUAAUGUUAACGCUUUGGUUACUGAAUAUACAAAAGCCAAAAAACGAUUGAUGUUUUUCGAUUAUGAUGGUACUUUGACUCCUAUAGUUUCCACUCCAAGUGAAGCCAAACCAUCACCAGAUAUGCUAGAAUGUUUACAAACACUAUGUAAUGACCCUAGAAACAUUGUAUGGGUUGUGUCUGGACGAGAUCAGAAAACAUUAGAAGAAUGGUUAGGUAGUGUACAAGGUCUUGGAUUCUCUGCAGAGCAUGGAUGUUAUCUCAAACCUCCCAAUAGUCAAGAAUGGACGAGUAUUGUUGAUGAUAUCGAUAUGAGUUGGAAACAAGAUGUGGCUGAAAUAUUUGCUUAUUAUACUGAACGUACGCAAGGCAGUUUUGUUGAACAUAAAAAAUCAUCCAUUACCUGGCAUUACAGAACUGCUGAUGCUACCUUUGGUGAAUUUCAAGCCAAAGAAUGUCAAAACCAUUUGGAAAAUGCCAUUGUCUCCAAAUUACCAGUGGAAAUCCUUGUUGGAAAGAAAAAUUUGGAAUGCCGGCCAUUGUCUACCAAUAAAGGAAAUAUCGUCAAGAGGAUAUUAUCUCAGCAUAUGGAUGUGGAUUUAGUGAUCUGUGCUGGGGAUGACAAGACAGACGAAGAUAUGUUUAGAAUGUUAAGUGCUGCUUAUCAUGCUUCACUUUACCAACGUACAAUCAAAGAAGGAUCCUCUCCUACUUCACCAACAACAUCAUCAUCCAUAUCACGCACUCCUCCAUCACCCACUUCAAGAAAAGCAUCAGGUCGACGAUCUUCCUCUGUAGCCUUUUCACCAACUGUUCCAUCCUGUUGGUCCGAUAUGCAUAUGUCUUUAUAUUCUAUUACUGUUGGUCCUCCUGAAAAGAAAACUUUGGCAAAUUGGCAUGUCCGAUCAAGUCAUGAUGUGGUGGAUUGUUUGAAGGAAUUAGCGCGAACUUAGUAUUUUUAUAGGAUAGUAUUAUACUCUUUAGACAUGCUAACGAUAGCGAUCUUAUAUUUUGAUUCCAUUUUACUACUUUUUUUUUUUAUUCAAUAAAAUAAUAAAAAAUAAAAAAAGUGUUUUUUAUAUUGUUUCUUUUUCC
Messenger RNA from Halteromyces radiatus, 2966 nucleotides. Its product is annotated as glycosyltransferase family 20-domain-containing protein. The record is from RefSeq and is a predicted model, not a curated record. Gene Ontology annotation, biological process: trehalose biosynthetic process. The transcript has 8 exons. NCBI's taxonomy places the organism in Eukaryota, Fungi, Mucoromycota, Mucoromycetes, Mucorales, Cunninghamellaceae. Gene Ontology annotation, molecular function: catalytic activity. Gene Ontology annotation, cellular component: alpha,alpha-trehalose-phosphate synthase complex (UDP-forming); cytosol. Bases 74 to 2824 code for a protein of 916 amino acids.